Messenger RNA from Gadus chalcogrammus (walleye pollock), 2758 nucleotides. It is a transcript of the gene hdx, whose product is annotated as highly divergent homeobox. The transcript has 9 exons. The coding region runs from base 392 to 2416 and encodes 674 amino acids. Gene Ontology annotation, biological process: regulation of transcription by RNA polymerase II. Gene Ontology annotation, molecular function: RNA polymerase II cis-regulatory region sequence-specific DNA binding; DNA-binding transcription factor activity, RNA polymerase II-specific. The record is from RefSeq and is a predicted model, not a curated record. Lineage: Eukaryota; Metazoa; Chordata; Actinopteri; Gadiformes; Gadidae.
GCGCUGAUCAGUUCUCUGGCUUUUGGCGAGUGUCACUAUUGUGAUCACGAGCUCCCAUUGGCUCCUGUCUUAAAUACGUCACAAUCAUGAUUAGAAUUGAUGAUCGGACGUUCUGAUUUCAUUGUCUGGCAAUGGGGACUGGUGAAGAAAUCUGCUGAAUUCCAACGUUCGCGUGAUAUUGACAUCAAACAAGCAGACUACUUGCAUACCCUGGACCACCGCCAUCACCACUGCCUUCUCCAACACCACCACCACCACCACCACCACCACCACCACCUCCUUGUGUUUGGGGGCUGUCCAGCCACAGCUCCCAGCAUGUCCAACGAGCCAGGAUGACAGGCACCACCUGACUGCACCUCUCUAAUCAAACAAGAGAGGGGCUGCAGCUGACAUGGCUGCUCCCUUCCCCACCAGUGGCACAAUGGACUCGUGGACCGACAGGCAUGGCCUGCCGAUGAUGAACCUGCGGUCUGUAUUUACAACUGAGCAACAGCGAGUACUGGAGCGUUACUAUGACAACGGAAUGACCAACCAGAGCAAGGCCUGCUUUCAGCUAAUUCUGCAAUGUGCUCAAGAGACCAAAUUGGACUUCAGCGUGGUGCGGACUUGGGUGGGAAACAAAAGGCGUAAACUGGCCUCUAAGACGGACCAGAAUGGAGGCAUGCCUCAUACCUCAUCCAAUCAUGGACAACUGGGGGGUCUUUUAUCCAAUCACGCACUGGUAGGGGGAUCUAUAUCCAAUCACAGCCUGGCAGGAGGGCCCCUCAUCACGGGAACCAUGUUGCCUGCCGCACGGAGCAUCCAGAGCAGAGGUCAUCUUCUUCCUCCGUCCUCUUCCUUCCCCCCUUCCUCCCUCUCGUCUUCGUCUCAUUCAUCUUCUUCUCCUCUCGGCAGUGGCAACAACAAUAACAACAAUGAUGUCAUCCUUACUGGGAUCUACUCCCUCAACCCGGCCCCCUGCCCCCGACCGAGACCCUUGCCUCCGCCCACUCAAAUGGACACCACCGUGGCUCUGCAGAACAAACCGCCUCUUCCUCUCACUCAGUCGGUCCACAUCAGGGGCCAUGCUAGCACCUCUCCCCUUCCCCUGCGUCUGGUUACUCCCCCAUCCAAGCCCCCGUCCCUCACAACUCCGCCCGGACCCUCCACCUAUACGUCGGCUAGCAAGGCGGGCCUCUCCCUUUCUGCGUCGGCUGUUGGUUCAGGGUCAGUGUCGGGGUCGCAACCGGUGCCCAACAGCUGGGCUAGACAGUAUGGUUCGGUGCAAAGCCGCCCCUGGUCCUCUUCGUUACAACCCCAGCCCAGGUCGCAGUCCCGAACUAACUCCAGCCCCCUCACUCAACCGCCUGCCCUGCCAAGGGCCCGGGUCACGGUCCCGACCCCACCCACACCUGUGUCACCCUCUGACCACACCCUUCGCAUCCAGCAGGUCUUCACCCUAUCAGGAAGAGCCAACAGCGAAGCUCUGAGGCCAUCUCAGACGGCUUCCACGAAGACGGCUUCCCAGGAGAAUCGUAAGGCGGUUUCCCGAUCCCCCGACGCGGCGGGCUACUUCUCCAUCGCCAUGGAGACGGGCAAUGAGGAAGACGAAUGGCAACAGGAGGCGGAAUUUGCUAACAUGUCCGCUCAGUCCCAUACCCGCAUGGAGCAGACCUCAACCAGCCUGUCCCACGUUGAAGUGAUGGGGUAUAAACCAGGCAACCCCACCCCUCCUUUGAACUACAGACCUCCACCGCACCCAAGCAACGCCGCUUCUCAAGGCAGUUACUCCACCACACCUCAGACCUCACUCUCAAGGCAUGGCAGCUCACCGAAUUCGUUCAGUGGGUCUGCAGUGUGGCUGCAACUCAGCAACUCCAGAAAGAGAACACUCCAGGAUCGGACCCAGUUCAGCGACGGCGACCUCGUCCAGCUGAGGCGCUUUUGGAACAGGGGCAUGACCAGCCUUGGGUUUGUCUGCAGGGAGAAGAUCACCGCCGCAGCCAACCAGCUCAACGUGGACACUGAGAUAGUCAAGACAUGGAUCAGCAACCGACGAAGAAAAUGCCGGCUGAUGGGUAUUGAAAUCCCUCCACCAACUGACGGGCCAGCUGUAUUUACCUCUUCUCCUGGAGACCAGUCCCUGUCCCUUACCCCCGAAGAGGAAGCUCUUCGAACGCCCGAACUGGGAGACGAGUUGAAUGACGAGGGAUCUCUCUGCUUGUCUGAAGAUGGCUUGGCUGAUUCCUUCCAGAGAGAAGGAGAGGAUGGUAGCGGCAUCUCGAACCCUUGUCCCUUGGCUAACGAUGUGAAAAUAGAGAUCAUUGAUGAAGAUGAGGAAGAUGUCAUUGAAAUGAUGCCUUCAGACAUGGAGCAGAUGCACAACCUUUUGGAGUUCAAGGUAAAUGACAAAAUACUAAAAUGUUCUCCUUUUUAGUCCUAUGUUGUUGUAUGUUUAUAACCAUAAUAAUAUUUAACCUGGUUAAAAAAAAAUAUAUAUAUAGAGUUAUCUUACCUACUCGAGUAUCAAAGUACCAUGCAUUUUAUGUUCAAAACAAAUAUUGUAAAUUCCUGUUGCUUAUAAGACUCAAAAUAUUCUAUUUACGGAGAGAUCGUAUUUCCCCACAUGAACAGCACAUUAUUUAUUUAGACUAUUAUACUCUUACGCAUGGAUGUGGGUGCCAGCACAUUCGUACAUAUAACACUCAAUACUAAAUUGAAAGCAAUGCAGUCUCCCCCGCACAGUGAUUCACUAUUUUGUGCGUCUCCAACUUUGUCC